This is a messenger RNA of Glycine soja, 969 nucleotides long. Its product is annotated as cell wall / vacuolar inhibitor of fructosidase 2-like. The record is from RefSeq and is a predicted model, not a curated record. The transcript has a single exon. NCBI's taxonomy places the organism in Eukaryota, Viridiplantae, Streptophyta, Magnoliopsida, Fabales, Fabaceae. The coding region runs from base 264 to 803 and encodes 179 amino acids. Gene Ontology annotation, molecular function: enzyme inhibitor activity.
AAUAUUGUGAUAAUUAAUUUCACGUCCCUUUGACCCUUACAAACCUAAAGAAUAAAGUAAAGAAUACAUCUAAUCAUGAAAACACAAGACAAAGCAGAUCUAAAUAAGACCUCAAGAAGAAAGGAAUCAUGCAUAUAACUCUGCUUCUUGACUUUAUUGCCCCACUUUUUCUAUAUACUUUGAAUUGUCUCCUCCCUUUUCACCCCUCUCCCCCCUCAAAAAAUCUCAAGAUACCAAUUAGCACCCUCCUAUACUAAUCUAUAAUGGCUUCUUCUAAGAUCAUCUUCAUAUUUCUCCUCUUUCUAGCACACCUUCAUCAACAUACAUUUGUGAAAGGAGAUUCCAGUUUGAUAAAGAGAACUUGCAAGAACACCAAGUACUACAAUCUAUGCUUCUCUUCCCUCAAAUCUGAUCCUAGCAGUCCAAACGCAGAUCCUAAGGGCCUAGCUGUGAUCAUGAUUGGGAUUGGAAUGACCAAUGCCACUUCCACUUCUUCCUACUUGUCUUCAAAGUUGCUUAGCCCCUCCAACAACACAACCUUGAAAAGGGUCCUAAAGGAGUGUGCAGAUAAGUACUCAUAUGCUGGUGAUGCCCUCCAAGAUUCGGUUCAGGAUUUGGCUAAUGAGGCUUAUGACUAUGCUUACAUGCACAUCACUGCCGCCAAAGAUUACCCAAAUGCUUGCCACAACGCUUUCAAACGGUACCCCGGUUUGGCUUAUCCUCGUGAUCUUGCUAGUAGAGAAGAUGGUUUGAAGCAUAUAUGUGAUGUGGCAAUGGGGAUUAUAGAUAAUCUUGAUUGGUAGGUGCAUGCAUUUGAGUAUAUAGCUUCCAGUUUGUUGUGCAAACCAUGUUAUAUCUCUGGUGUUAUGUUUGGUUACUAUGUAUUGUUAAGUUCUUGGUAUAAUAUAUUAAUGGGAACAAAAUUUUAGUAUUUGUUUAGAAAAAUGAAAUAUUCACACUUUUUUUUUA